Molecule: messenger RNA, 3195 nt
Organism: Thermothelomyces thermophilus ATCC 42464
Lineage: Eukaryota; Fungi; Ascomycota; Sordariomycetes; Sordariales; Chaetomiaceae
Exons: 3
Molecular function (GO): phosphopantetheine binding
Source: RefSeq, a predicted model, not a curated record
CAAAUCACGUCGCUGCUCGAUCUUAUCGAGUUCAAUGCGGAGCACAACCCCGACCACGUGUUUUGCUUACAAGCCAGCGUUGCACCGGACCGGGGCCCUGCCGUGGAUACGGAUCUCGGAAGGCCGGCCUUUGAAAGCCGCACCAUCCGGUUCCGGGAGCUGGACUCGGCCGUGGCCACUUGCGCGGCUCGGCUGAGUAAUCUUCGGCAGCUGGACGACCAGGGGAAGCCCAAGACCCUGGCGUUGUACCUCGAGAGUGACGUGGGCCUCUUCAUCCACCUGGCCGCCGUGCUCUCCCUCGACGUGCCGGUCCUCCUGCUCUCGGCUCGGCUGGCAGCGCCGAGCGUGCAACACCUGCUCGACAGGACCGGAUGCGAUACGGUGCUGGUUUCGACCCGUACCAGGCCCAUCCUCGCCGGUUCCGUUGCGGAUCAUGUCCGGCUCCAAGUGGCAGAGCCAUACCUGGCGUUUCUUGAAGAUUCACGAGACGGCAACAGCAUCAACGGCAACACCAACGGCAGCAGCAACGGCAGCCUCAUCAAGACGGGCAGGGAAACCCGCCCAUGGAAGUCCGGGAAGUCUUCCUUAAUACUCCACUCGUCCGGUACGACGGGGUUCCCCAUCAAGCCCAUCGAGCUAAGCUCGCGAUAUUCGCUGGUGUAUGCCGCCUGCCACGAGUUCCCGGAGGAGGAUCAGAUCGACUGGACGAACCUCUCGACGCUCCCGCUGUACCACGGGUUCGGGCUGCUGGCGCCGUGCCUGUCCCUCUCGAUCGGCAUGACCUGUUGCUUCCCGCCGUCCUCUAUUAUCCCCGCCGGCCGCUCAACCCUCGCGCUGAUGGAAGAGUUCGACUGCCGCUCCCUCAUGACCGUCCCCAGCAUCGUCGGCGAGCUCCUGGCCGUCGGCGGCGGCGCCAUCGCCCCCGAGCACGGCACCCGCCUCGCCGAGGCCGGCAUCCGCAUCCUCAACCACUACGGCGUCACCGAGAUCGGCGCCAUCGCGUCCAUCUUCCGCCCCGGCCCGGACUACAACUGGCGCUACCUCCGUCUGCGGACCGACCUCAACUUGGAGCUCCGCCCGUCAGACCCUUCGUCGUCGUCAUCGCCAUCGUCGUCCUCGUCGUCCUCCUCCUCCUCCUCCGGCAACCGUUGGCGGCUGGUGGGCUGGCCCAUCGGCUGGGACGGGCGGCCGUUCGAGAUCCAGGACGAGCUGGAGCGCAACCCGGACGCGCCGCCCGGCCGCCUCAAGGUCCGCAUCCUCGGGCGCGUCGACGACGUCAUCGUGCUCAAGACGGGCGAGAAGGUGCUGCCGCUGCCGCUCGAGUCGGCGCUCAACGCCCACCCGGCGGUCAAGACGGCCGUGUGUCUGGGCCAGGGCCACUUCGAGGUGGUCGUCCUGGUGGAGCCGAGAGAGGAGGAGCAGCAGCAGCAGCAGAAGGAGGAGGAGGAUCUGGUGAACGCGGUCUGGGAAACCAUCGCGCACAUCAACCCGACGCUGGACCGCCACGCGCGCGUGACAUCCAAGGCGGCCGUCAUCGUCAAGCCGGCGCACAAGGCGAUCCCGCGGACGGACAAGGGGUCUAUCAGCCGCCGGCUGGUGCACGAUGUAUUUGCCGAGGAGAUGCGGGCCGCCUACGCGGCUGUCGAGAGCGAGGCUGGCGGCGGCGGCGGCAGUCUCCUCGGCGACGUCGAGUCGGGCCUCCGCAAGAUGGUCGCCCAGGUGUUUACGCAGGGAGACGCCGUCGACGUCCACCGCGACCUCUUCGAGCAGGGCAUGGACUCCCUGCAGGCCUUGCGGCUGGCUCGCCUGGUCAACUCGGCCGUCGCGAGCGUGAGGCCCGACCAGGGGGGCCAGUCGGUAGCCUCUGCCGAGUUCAUCUACCGGCAUCCGUCCAUCGCCAAGCUCACCAAGGCCGUGCGAGAGCUGCUGCCGCAAGACGGUCUGUCCUCCAGGGACGAAGGAGAAGAAGAAGAAGAAGAAGAACGGGGGGCGCGGAUGAGGUCCCUGGCGUCUGCAUUCGCAGCCAGCGUUACCAAGAUCGAGCCCCCCCGUGCCCGUGUCCUGUUGACGGGUCCCACGGGCGGCCUGGGAGUGCAGGUACUGUCCCGGUUGGUCAAGAGGGCGGACGUCGACAAGGUCAUUUGCGUGUGCAGGUCUUCCGCCGCCGGCGCCGGCGCCGGUGGGGCCGCGUCGAGGCUCCGGGCGGCGCUGUCGGGCGCCGGCAUUUCCCUGAGCGAGAGCGAGCGGGACAAGAUCGAGACGGUCGAGGACUCGCGGUUGCAGUCGGACCCGGCCACGGCGUCGCGGCUCGCCGGCGUCGUCACCCACAUCGUGCACCUGGCGUGGCCCAUGGACUUUCACCGCACGCUCGACAGCUUCGAGCCGCACCUGCGCAUGCUGACGGCCCUGAUCGAGCUCGGGCGGAGCGCGAGCGCGCACGCGGCGGACCCGGCCCGAGGGCGGCGGCAAGGGCGGCGGCGGCAGCGGCCUGUCCGGCUCGUCUUCGCCUCGUCCAUCGCCGCCGUGCGACACCACCGGGACGGGCCGAGGGUGCCGGAGCGCAUCAUGGACGACCCAGCCACCGCCGCGCCCAUCGGCUACGCCGAGGCCAAGUGGGUGUGCGAGCACGUCAUAGCCUCGACGGCCGACGCGUUAAGGGAUGAAAUCGAACCCGUCGCCGUCCGUAUCGGGCAGCUGAGCGGCCCCGAGCACACCGGAGGCAUCUGGAAGACGGGCGAGCAUGUUCCCGCGCUGGUCAAGGCCGGCCAGAAGAUUGGGGCUCUGCCAUCGCUGCGUGGUACCAUCUCCUGGAUUCCCAUGGACCGCGCGGCGCGUGCUCUCGUGGACAUCUUGUUCCACGGCGAGAGGCUGAACACGCCGAUCUUGCACCUCGAGAACCCCGUGAGGCAGCCGGCUCGCGACGUCAUGGACAUCAUCGCGUACGAGCUCGGUCUCCGCGGGCCGAACCGCCUGCUGCCGUAUGACGAGUGGCUGCGGCGCGCCCGCGAGACGGGCACCAUUGAUUCGCUGGUUGAUUUCUUCGAGAACCAUUUCCGGACGCUGGCGCUGGGCGACAUCAUCUUGGACACUACCGAGUCGAGGCGCAUCUCGGAAACCUUGCGCAGAUCUGGUGGCCUGGGUGCCGAUCUGAUUGCAAAGUAUGUGCGCGACUGGACGAAGCAGGGUUUUCUGGCA